Messenger RNA from Lingula anatina, 2089 nucleotides. Its product is annotated as 5'-3' exonuclease PLD3. Lineage: Eukaryota; Metazoa; Brachiopoda; Lingulata; Lingulida; Lingulidae. The record is from RefSeq and is a predicted model, not a curated record. Gene Ontology annotation, molecular function: catalytic activity.
CAUUGCUACAGGUGGGAAAGACGAUGCGAUCACAACAAGGAAAUGCUACUGCAUCAUGUGCAUGUGAUGUCAACUAAGUGAAUUUUCCACCAUGCCAGGACUAAUUAAGUUAGAAAUUGGCACCAAUCUAAAAACUGUCCAGACAAACCAGUAAAUAAGCCCCAUCAUUCAGGCAUUGAAGAUACUCAAAAGAUGGACAACUACAAGCUGAAUAUAGCUGUUUUACUAUUGGCCGUGGUGACAACUGCAUCUGUUUUUUCUGCUUUCCUGGUCAUCUAUAGACAUUCACCUUCUGCGUCUGUCAACCACACAUGUAAUGAUCCAUGCAGAUUCUCCCUCAUUGAAACCAUUCCAGAAAACCUCACUUACAAUGGAACAAGUUUGAACCAUCCUUCAAUUUAUGAGAGUUGGAUGGAGUUGAUAAGUGCAGCUAAUGAGAGCAUUGAUAUUGGAGCAUUUUAUUUUACUCUACAGGGCAAAGAUGUUAUGGAAAAUCCAGAUCCUUCAGCAAUCAAUGGUGACACAGUGUUCAAUGGAUUGAAAGAUGCUCUGACAAAGAGGAAGCUGAAAGUGAGGAUUGUUCAGUCCAAGCCAACUGGUGUAAGUCAGGGAAAUGACACUGCUGUUCUGGGUCAGCUAGGUGCAGAUGUUAGAAGCAUAGACUUCCCUAAGCUUGUUGGAGCAGGGAUACUACACACUAAACUGUGGGUUAUAGAUAAUAAACAUUUUUAUGUUGGAAGUGCCAACCUUGACUGGAGAUCUCUUGCUCAGGUGAAAGAACUGGGCACAGUCACAUAUGACUGUCCCUGUCUUGCUGCAGACAUAGCUAAGAUAUUUGAAGCUUACUGGGCAAUGAGUGCACCAGAUGCUGAGAUACCAUCCCCAUGGCCAGACAACUAUGAUACUAUAUAUAACAACCGAACCCCUGCAGAAGUGAAGUUGAAUGGGAAAGACCAGGCCAUGGUGUACUUAUCUAGCUCCCCACCUCAGUUCUGCCCUGCAAGUCGUACCACAGACAUUGAUGCUAUUCUAGAUAUCAUCAACAAACCUCAGAAAUUUAUAUAUAUUGCAGUGAUGGAUUAUUUUCCCACUACGCUGUAUCUCCAUCCCAACAGAGCCUGGUUUGUGAUAGACAAUGCCCUGCGUAUUGCAGCAUAUGAGAGGAAUGUUGAGGUGAGAGUGUUGGGCAGUUGGUGGAAUCACACACAACAUUCUAUGCCAUAUUUCUUGGAGUCCUUGAAAUUAUACAGUAGACAUAUUCAAGUGAAACUCUUUAAAGUUCCAGCCUCUGUAAAGCAGGCCAAGAUUCCAUAUUCUCGUGUAAAUCACAAUAAAUAUAUGGUCACAGAGAAUGUGGCUUAUAUAGGUACUUCCAACUGGUCUGGUGACUACUUCAUUGACACAGGAGGCAUAGGGUUUAUUGUCAACCAGACUUCAAAUUCUGCCAACAGUUCUAUACCACAACAGCUGAAGGCCAUAUUUGACAGGGACUGGAAUUCCAGUUAUUCUCAUCCUGUUACAGACCACAUGAAAAUAUAGUUGUUGACAGCAUUGAUUGAGAUAUCAUUUGGCUGAAAUAUUUUAUAUUGUAAUUAGUGACGGUUGCAAUUGACUAUGCAAGAAUUCUCAUUCUGUAAGACCUAGAUAUCCUGAAAUUUUUACUUAUAACCAUGGCCAGUACAGGAACUUCAGAUAAUCCAAAAACAGUUCUUUGAGGUUGAUAAUUGGAACUCUUUGCUUGAAUAUUCUAUAAAAACAAGCAAUAAUCAUUGUUAAGAAAUCCUUAAUCAAGAAGCAGUUGCAGAUAAUCUCUAUUUUUUGUAUUAAACAAAUUUGAUACUGUUUUAUAGUUUCCAUCUCAGGGUGAAUGAUGGUAUGCAAAUUUAAUAUUUUUAACAGAUAAAUAAAACCUGUAAUGUGAAUUGUUUGUCAUGCUGUGGAGCUUUGAUUGUUGAUGUAUAUAAUUAUUGUGUAAAUUAACUUGUGAUUUUGUUUGGCUUUGUUUAAAAUUGUUUACAUCAAGGUUGUUAGCAGGUGGAACCUCAUGAAAAGGCUGGGCCAUGAAACUUUCACUACUAAUAAAAAAGUU